GACACCGGUCGUGGGCCGGGAGUCGUUCACCUGAUAAAAAAGGAAGGGAAUUUGACCAAUCGCGUUGUCGCGGAAACCGUCAAGCACAACACCGCUUAAAUCCUUCAUGAGGAGAGUGAUAUUCGGUUUGGUCCGCUUUGGCCGGGUUUUUAGUGCCGCGCCACGCACACCGCUGAAGCCACCGAAUUUUCUGCUGCAGCCGAGUACCUGCAUUUUGCCAGUUCGAACAAUGUCGGGAGACCGGAAAAUUGACUUAUCUUACGAGGACCUGUUGGAGCUGAAGGCACAGGGCGGCAUCGUCCUGGUUGACGUAAGGGAGCACAAGGAGAUCCAGGAGACUGGGAAGCUGCCUGGCAGCAUCCAUAUUCCACUUGGGGAGCUGCAGCAGGCGUUGAAGAGCUCAGCGGACGAGUUUAAAAAGAAGUACGAAGGCGCCGACCUUCCGACGAAGACCUCCGAGCUGGUCUUCUCGUGCAAAGGAGGAAUGAGGAGCCGCAAAGCCAUGGCCGCCGCCCAGGAAGUCGGAUUCACCAAUGUUCGCCAUUACGCUGGUGGCUGGUUGGACUGGGAAGCCAAGACUAAGAAUUAAACGAAGAAAACGACUCUAUUUUAGUCAUCGUGUUAUUUGCAAAUAAUAAAUAUUUCUUUUAUUUUCAAAAAUAGUAA
This is a messenger RNA of Cloeon dipterum, 666 nucleotides long. RefSeq names its product thiosulfate sulfurtransferase/rhodanese-like domain-containing protein 3. Bases 107 to 589 code for a protein of 160 amino acids. Lineage: Eukaryota; Metazoa; Arthropoda; Insecta; Ephemeroptera; Baetidae. The record is from RefSeq and is a predicted model, not a curated record. The transcript has 4 exons.